Chelmon rostratus (copperband butterflyfish) is the source of this 2483-nucleotide messenger RNA. RefSeq names its product neurotrophic tyrosine kinase, receptor, type 2b (gene ntrk2b). Gene Ontology annotation, biological process: cell surface receptor protein tyrosine kinase signaling pathway; trans-synaptic signaling by neuropeptide, modulating synaptic transmission; protein phosphorylation. Lineage: Eukaryota; Metazoa; Chordata; Actinopteri; Chaetodontiformes; Chaetodontidae. Gene Ontology annotation, molecular function: ATP binding; brain-derived neurotrophic factor receptor activity; brain-derived neurotrophic factor binding. The transcript is spliced from 16 exons. Gene Ontology annotation, cellular component: plasma membrane; signaling receptor complex; axon. The record is from RefSeq and is a predicted model, not a curated record. The coding region runs from base 1 to 2358 and encodes 785 amino acids.
AUGGACUCCAGCGCGGGGGAAUAUGGCAUGGCUCGUCUUGGAUUGUUUUUGGUUUUGAUGGGGAUGUGGAGAUUUAGCGAUGCCUGCCCCGCAUCCUGCACUUGCAGCAUCUCAAGGAUUGUUUGUAUUGAUUCUGUACCAGGGAUCGAGGAUUUCCCUGUCCUCACGUUAGAUGACAUGGAAAACAUCACCGAGAUCUACAUUGCUAAUCAAAACAGACUGUUUGACAUCAAUGACAACAGUCUGAGGCACUACAUAAACCUCAGAAACCUAACAGUGAUGAAGACAAGAUUGACGUCGAUAUCAUCAGAUGCAUUUUUCAACAACACAAGGCUUCAAUAUGUAAAUCUCAGAGACAACAACCUAUCCAUGCUGUCAUGGAGAACAUUUCAGAACUUUAACUCCUCUUACCCGCUCCUCCUGGCCGGAAACCCUCUGGAUUGUGUUUGUGAGAACUUGUGGAUCAAACUGAGGAUCCUAGAAGAAGCUGACGGUCAAGACCUGAAAUGCAUAGACGACAGAGGGGAGUCGCAGGCCUUCACCACGCUCACGCCACCAGACUGUGUGGUUCCCAAAGUAGAGGUCACCCCAAAAACCGUGACAGAGAUGCAGGGGGGUGGUGUGAAAGCUGUGUGCAGCGCCUCAGGCUCCCCUCCUCCCGAGAUCCUGUGGAACCUUGAUAUGCUCUCGACCCACCACGAGAUUGAUCCCUCGGACAUGGAGAGCAGCCUCACCUUGUCAGACCUGUCCCCGGAUGAUAACGGCAGGGUGAUCAUAUGCAGCGCUGAGAACAUGGUCGGUCAGACGGAGGCCACCCUCCAGCUCAAUAUUCUCUUUGCCCCCACCAUCCAGCAGCUGCUGGGGCCGGAGCGGGACCACCACUGGUGCAUCCCCUUCAGCGUGACGGGAAACCCCAAGCCGGAGCUGCAGUGGUACCACAAGAACAAGCCGCUCCUGGAGCAGGACUACAUCCGCACCAUGAUCCACCUGUCCACGGAGAGCGAGUACCACGGCUGCCUGCAGCUGGUCAACCCCACGCACAUCCACAACGGUGUGUACAGGCUGGUGGCAAAGAACAAGUACGGCCGGGACGAGAAGAAGGUCUCAGCCCAGUUCAUCGACCCGCCCGACAUCGACCACACAGACUCACCACUACCGCCUCUGGAUGACAGCGUUGCAGUGUAUGUAGUUGUGGGAAUCGCAGGAGUUGCCUUGACUGGCUGCGUUCUGAUGGUCAUCAUUCUGAAAUAUGGCAGAAACUCAAAGUUUGGUAUUAAAGGCUCCUCCUCAGUCAUCAGUAAUGACGAUGACUCUGCCAGCCCUCUUCAUCACGUCUCCAAUGGCAACAACACCCCGUCGUCCUCGGAGAUGGGUCCAGACGCAGUGAUCAUUGGGAUGACAAAGAUUCCUGUCAUUGAGAACCCACAGUACUUCCGCAACUCCGGCAGCAUGCUGAAAUCUGACACGUUUGUCCAGCACAUCAAGAGACACAACAUCGUGCUGAAGCGGGAGCUGGGAGAGGGAGCCUUUGGGAAGGUGUUUCUGGCUGAGUGCUACAACCUGACACCGGACCAGGAGAAGCUCCAUGUGGCAGUCAAGACCCUGAAAGAGGCCAACGAGAGCGGCCGGGCGGACUUCUACAGAGAGGCUGAGCUCCUCACCAACCUGCAACACGAACACAUCGUCACCUUCUACGGGGUGUGUGUGGAGAGCGACCCGCUAAUCAUGGUGUUUGAAUAUAUGAAACACGGUGACCUUAACAAGUUCCUCAGGUCCCACGGCCCUGAUGCAGUGCUAAUGGCAGACGGUCAACACAGUAUCCUGGUGGAGCUCACCCAGUCCCAGAUGCUGCACAUUGCCCAACAGAUUGCUGCUGGCAUGGUCUACCUGGCCUCCCAGCACUUUGUGCACAGAGACUUGGCAACCAGGAACUGCCUGGUAGGAGAAAACCUGCUGGUCAAGAUAGGAGACUUUGGCAUGUCCAGAGACGUUUACAGCACAGACUACUACAGAGUGGGCGGUCAUACGAUGCUGCCAAUCCGCUGGAUGCCCCCGGAGAGCAUCAUGUACCGGCGGUUCACCACAGAGAGUGACGUCUGGAGCCUCGGCGUGGUGCUGUGGGAGAUCUUCACCUACGGCAAGCAGCCCUGGUACCAGCUCUCCAACAAUGAGGUGAUCGAGUGCAUCACGCAGGGCCGCGUGCUGCAGCGGCCCCGAACCUGUCCUAAAGAGGUGUACGACCUGAUGCUGGGCUGCUGGCAGAGGGAGCCUUACAUGAGGCUGAACAUCAAGGAGAUCCACAGCAUGCUCCAGAGCCUCGCCAAGGCCUCCCCGGUGUACCUGGACAUACUGGGCUGACGCACCGCCGGUCCUGUAUGUACUCUGAACGCGUGUGUGUGAGCUGGGUGUGUGGACACGUGGCGGCGUGUGUUUGCGUGCGCGUGAAGGGACGGAGGGGAGAGGAGAGUGUGCGAGCGCCUGUG